UAUAAUGAAAUGAACAAGAUAAUCGAAUAGCAAUGGAUAUUCCAGGCAAGGAGUCAAGUCGUUUAUUAAAAACACUUAGGAUCUUCGAGCCGGGUGAUGCGUGCAGUUCUACCUUGGCACGCCGUCCGCAAGAUAUUACAUCAGUUAAGGAAUCUCAAAGUGGACAAUACGGCAAUAGCAGUAAUGUAAGUCGGUCCUACAUCGCUGCACUUAGAGCAGAGGAGAAUCGUAUAAUGGAUUCAACUUACGGCAAAAUUCUACCUAAAUGUUCUACUAACACGUACGUGAAUAGUAAAUUAGAAGGCGUGGAAUCCGAUCCGAAAAGAAACGUCGAAGCUGCGGUCGAAAGUGAAACACCAUCCGUUUACGGUAAAGUAGAAAAGAGUAACGUGAAGAAGUCAAGCGUGGAUAAUGUCGUUCGACCCCUUAAUCGCUACGGAGGCGUUCAACUCACAUGUGCUGCUAUUGCCCGUGAUGGUAUGGCUAGAAUCGCCAGUGGCAGAUCUAGAACCGGUGAAUCGCUAUCGAAGAACCUAACUAAUUACGUCCCACGCGCCUAUAAAGAUCCAAAUCAAGAAUCACAUCCUAUCUACGAAAACUUGCAACCCAAACCACCUUUACCUAAUCCUAUUCGUUCCGUCAAGAGUACUAUACAUACAUACGCUGCACCGGCAUAUAAUGGACAAUCGCCAAGAAAUCCCGACGACGAUCCAAUUUACGCCAAUUUAAGCGAUUUAAGUGAAGAAUUGCAAGCGAUGAAGCUACCGGAGAAAGAUAAUACUGUGAUAAAAUGUUCUGAAUUAAAUUCCGAAGUUUCUACCGCUAAGCCGCAAAACGAGAAAGUCUUUCCUAAUGUGGCGAACGGUGAUAUCGGUACCAACAUUCCACUUACUGUGACAAAUGGCACAGAUUCUUUCAAUCAGGUUCCUAUAAAAAAAGAUGAGGCGGAUGAAGAUGCGUUAAAGAUCGCGGGUCAGCUGGAUGAUAAAAGUUCUAACCACAGUUCGGAAUUUGUUGGAUCCGUCAAUCAUUACAAACCAUCUAUGGCAGGUGGAAAGACUCUUUUCCCUUACAGCGUUACUCCACCUCGUCCUAAAGGACCCACCGAAGCAGAAAAGAAAAUUGAAGCUUUGAUGAAACAGUUGGAAGAUGAGAUGGAUACUGUCCCCGAAGAGGAAUUCUUCGGUAUUUGCCAUACCUGUGGUGAAAAAGUAACAGGAACAGGACAAGCAUGCCAAGCAAUGGGAAAUCUGUAUCAUACAAAUUGUUUUAUAUGUUGUUCUUGUGGGAGAACAUUACGAGGGAAAGCUUUUUAUAAUGUGAAUGGCCAGAUAUAUUGUGAAGAAGAUUAUCUUUAUUCUGGUUUUCAACAAACUGCUGAAAAAUGUGCUGCUUGUGGUCACUUGAUCAUGGAAAUGAUAUUACAAGCAAUGGGUAAAUCAUACCAUCCAGGUUGCUUUCGCUGUUGCAUGUGCAAUGAAUGUCUUGAUGGUGUACCUUUCACAAUUGACAUGGAUAAUAAAGUUUAUUGUGUCAAUGAUUAUCACAAGAUGUUUGCUCCAAAAUGUGCUGCUUGUGGAAAAGCAAUAACUCCUGUAGAAGGAACUGAUGAAACAGUUCGUGUAGUAUCAAUGGACAAAGACUUUCAUAUUGACUGUUAUGUUUGUGAGGAUUGUGGUAUGCAGUUAACAGAUGAGCCAGACAAACGCUGCUAUCCUCUAGAAAAUCAUUUGCUGUGUCGAGAUUGUCAUCUUAGAAGAUUAGAAAUGCAGGGUCAGAGUCCCACGAUGCAAACAUUACCAAGAAUGCCGUGUUAGUGAUUAUUAAAAACAAAAAUCGCGUCAUGAAUGAAUGAUUAUUUUGCAGGGUGACUGACUGGUUGAUGUAUGAAAAGAUUUUGUUUUGUUUUUACUUAUUAUAAAAUCUAUAUCUUGUAAGAAUUAUGUGAUAAGUCAAUAUUUUCCCAUAAUAUUUAAUUUAAUGUGCCAUAGAAAAACUUAGAAUCAAGUUUUAGUUUUCUUGGAUGUCAUUAUACUGGUGAGUCAUUGUAUAUAUACAGUAACAUAUUUUAUAGCAAAAUAAAAUUUGAAUGAGAAAUGUAUUAAUAUAUCUAAUGUCCAAUACAAAACAAAGUUACCAUUGCACAAGUACUUCAAAUUGAUUUAUAAUUUUUCAUAGAGCCGUAAUUAAAUUUCUUUAUUAAUUAGCAUAAUAAAUAUAUUUUGUUAAAUAAAUUUUUCUUAUAUAUACAUAUUUAUAAUUAAAUUUUUAUAUUAUGCUAUACAUAUUUAGAUAUAAAAUAUUUUAAAUCUCUUAUUUGCAAGAUCUGUUGAAUGUUAUUUUUCAAAUUAGAUGCCAAAUCUUGUUCAAAAGUGCCAAUAAAAAAAAUAUAUAUAUAUAUAAUUCCUUUUAAUUAAAAAAAUGAAUAUAUAAUUAUUUUAAAUGUGCAAUUUUUACGUGUAGUCAAUCUAAAAUAAUUAGUGACAUUGUAAUUUUUAUUGCUGGAUUUUGUACUUAGAUAAAGCAAUGUCAAUCUAGAGAUACGUGGUGUAAAACGUAACAAAAUUUAAGUUAUAAAUCUAAUAAUUUUUGCGCAAUUAUUUAUUGGUUGCUCACAAUAUUAUACGUCUCAAUUAGGGCCAUCUUAAGAGAUUUAAAUGAAAUAAUAAUAGAUCUCAUUGUAGUGCAAUUUAUUGACUUUUGUAUAUCCACUAUGAUCAUAGAAGUAAUUCCCAUUUGUAUACUUCAUCUCAGUCUCUCUGAAGAUUAAUAUUGGCCCUAUCCACCAAUUUAUUUUGUAGUUUUAUACA
Centruroides sculpturatus (bark scorpion) is the source of this 2810-nucleotide messenger RNA. RefSeq names its product Wilms tumor protein 1-interacting protein homolog. Bases 33 to 1817 code for a protein of 594 amino acids. Lineage: Eukaryota; Metazoa; Arthropoda; Arachnida; Scorpiones; Buthidae. Gene Ontology annotation, cellular component: adherens junction; P-body; transcription regulator complex. The record is from RefSeq and is a predicted model, not a curated record. Gene Ontology annotation, molecular function: transcription corepressor activity. Gene Ontology annotation, biological process: response to hypoxia; positive regulation of miRNA-mediated gene silencing; negative regulation of hippo signaling. The transcript is spliced from 8 exons.